AUGCCAAACGCAAUUUUCAAAAAGAAGGUGUACGAAGAAAAUCCCUUGCACUUAAAAGAUUUUACUACCAAAGGUUUCAUUGGAUUCUCACUGGAGCACAGCGUUAAUCCCGUUAUAAUUUCACUUCUUGCUGUUUGUGUACUUCUACUGUCCUCAGAAUCCUUGAUUGGUGUAUUUUUUGCUGUGAGCAUACAAAAAAGGCUAAAUGCAGCGUCUCUGAGCGAACGCACAAGAAAAUUACAAAAGCAAUUAUUCCAAAUGCUACUUCUUCAGACAAUUUGCCCAACUGUACUUCUCUAUAUUCCUGCAACGCUGGUCUACGUAGAACUCUUGACCCCAGCGUCAUCUAACCCUAUUUUGACGGACUGGUGCGCAUUUUACACCAUGUCUGAGGAAGCGCAGAUACCGACUAUUAAUAAUAAAGAGGAAACAGUGCAGAAGUCAGCUGCAGUAAAAGAAACAGCAGAACAGGAGAACCCAGUUCCCCUUACAGAAUCAUCUGUGCCAAAUGGUGAUUCUAAUGGACAUGGAAAAGAUACCGUUGACACUCAUAAACCAUCUGAUCCCGUACCAGCGACUGAACCUACAGAGGGAGGAGGUACUGAGAAGGAAACUCCGAUGGACACAUCCGAACCCGCUGAAGCAAGUGAGGCGAAGGCUGCUGGUGAUGUUCCACCACAAGAAGAAAAGGGUGACAGUGACACGGAAAAAUGGGAAGUCGUCGAGGAAGAUGAAUUAGCCAAGGCUAAAGAGGCAGACGCUGCUCAGAGGGAGAAAGAGGCAGAAAAACUCAUGGAAGCAGAAGAAACUGCAGCACUUGGCGAAGCUGAAGAGCCAUCCGAAGCUGCUGCAGAACCUGUGGAAGAUGCUCAGGCUCCCGCUGAGGAAGCUCGCGUUGCUCCAGAAGUUCCCGCUGAGGAAUCGAAACCAGAAGAGAGUAAGACGGGGGCAGGUGAAGUAGAAGAAAAGCCCAAAGAAGCAGCUACUCCUGCUGACAAGGAUAAGGCGGAGGAGCCAAUGGAAGAGGACGAGGAACACAAGGAGGCACCAGCGGAAAAUGAGAAACCAAAGGAAGUCGACUCUGAAUCUCCUGCUGUUACAAAUAGUGCAGGAGGCAGAGGAAGGGGACGCGGUCGUGGUCGUGGACGAGGAAGACCAGCAGGAACAACAGGCACCGCUACUCCUCGUGCUCCCCGCACUCCACGCGCUCCUGCACCGCCUUCUGAAGAUGCGCCGUCAUCAAUAGCGUCGUCGCGGCCUCGGCGUUCUACAUCUACACGAGUCGAUUAUGCGAAUCCAGAUACAUCCACUGUCCUAGCUGAGGUAGAUGAUGAAAUUCCUGGCAAGCUUUUUCGAGCUGGACGCGGUCGUGGUGGACGUGGUAGAGGCAGAGGACGAGGAAAACGUGGUGCAUCCGACAGUGAUAGCGACCAGCCGGCCAGCGACGAAGAUGAUGUAGAGUUUGGUAAGAAGAAGCGAGGCGCCGCGCGAGGUCGCGGUCGUGGAAGAGGACGCGGACGUGGCAGAGUUGCUGCUACUACUACACCAAAGGGGAAGCGACGUGAUGAUUCUGAAGAUGAAGAUGACAACGAAGUAGUUUACGAUGACUCAAAGUCAGAUGAUGGCGCUGAACCUGGAAGCGGUGAUGAGGUCAUGCCAAAAAAGAAGCGCGCCGCUGGCACCGAUCAUAAUCUUCCGCCCAAAAAGAGGGGAAGGGCUGCCGAUGACUAAAUAGAAAGGCAAAGCCCACCUCUCCAAUAAUCGCGGAUUCGCCUCAGUAUCUGAAUAAUCUCUGCCAGGUACUCCUCCAUAACUGUCUAACCUCGUGACUGCCUUAGCGCCUGCUUCAAUAUUCUUGAAGUAUCGUUUGAUCUGUUUGGCUUUUUCUUAAUUACUAACGAUUCCGAAAAGUCAUGAGGGUUUCAUGUAGACAUUAACUCACAUGUAUCCUGUUAUUGUACAUAUAGCUCUGUAGAGUUAUCAGGUCUCAUUAUUCCAUUCUUGUUAUUAUCGUGCCGUUGAGGUCCGAAUAGUGGAGUUAAGCGUCUGAGCUGUUUUAGCUCUGUUGGUCAUCUUCGCGGA
Cylicocyclus nassatus is the source of this 2082-nucleotide messenger RNA. Lineage: Eukaryota; Metazoa; Nematoda; Chromadorea; Rhabditida; Strongylidae. The record is from the annotation of a GenBank genome assembly.